Molecule: messenger RNA, 1952 nt
Organism: Eufriesea mexicana
Lineage: Eukaryota; Metazoa; Arthropoda; Insecta; Hymenoptera; Apidae
Exons: 3
Coding region: 1365-1952 (195 amino acids)
Source: RefSeq, a predicted model, not a curated record
UAGCAAUGUAUUGCGAUAUAACGAUAAAACUGCUUUCUAGAAGCUAAUAUGAAAUACCAAAAGUGGCGUUCGUAAAUGCCAAAGGUCGUGGAACUGUGAGGUCUUUAUUCUCGGAUCGUUGAAAUUCUACAUCGUGAAUCAGGUAAAACAAGUGGUUCUUCGAUUUCAUUUCAUUCUAUUGUACUACUGGUAAGUUUUCAGUCAUUUUAAUAUAUAAUUCAAAUAAUUCAAAAGGUAGUAAGUGCCAUUUCUGACCGUUAAUUUGUCAUUAAUUUGUACACUUUUGUCAAACUCGUGUACUAAACAUCAGAGUUACUAAACAACUAAGUGUUCGGAUACUUAUGCGCGGUAAUGUAUGUUUAUUAGUUGAAUAUUCGAUUGCACCUGUCCAUUUAUCGAUGCAUAGGUGUAACGUCGAAAACAAGCACAUAUUCACAUUACACGAAUAAUAAAGAUAUUUGUACAAAAUUAUUUAUGUAGUGGAAAUACAUUAGCAACGUCAUGGAAAUAUAAUUUCAAUUGGAUUACCGCUUAUUUUAUACCCAGAAAUAUUUUAUAAUAUACAUAUACACUCUUUAUAUGUACCGCAUAUGCUUACGCGUGCACGAUACAGAUACGCACGCAUACGACACUCGCUCAUGAUAUUAAUCCACGCGCUUUUCAAUAUAUUUAUUUUAUGUAUUUUAUGCAGUAUUAUCUAGAAAACAAACGAUUAUAAAUUUUUCUUGUUAUUUUUAUCGAGAAGAAACGAAAAUUUAAGAACUGUUUCUUAUUAACCUUUAUGUUCAUAUUUAUUUAUUAAUUUAAAAUUCAAAAAUUACGUUUUUAAUACGAUUUUUAAAUUGUUACGUCUUUAAAAAAUGUUAAAAAUGAUUAUCUUUUGUUAAAUCAUCUUUACUCGUCAGUUGAAAUAGAUAUAAUGGAAUCUUUAAAGAACUCAGUAUCGUUUUCUUCUCUUUUUUUUAACUUGUACACCAAUUCAUCUUUUCAAUGCUGUUCUUUGUGUGUUAAGGAACGCAAUUGCUUUGUUUCCCUUAUAUUAGAAUGUCAUAAUGCAUUUUUCAAAUAGGAUGACCGGUUUGACAUCGAGAUUUAUCGACGAAAAUGUAAAAAUAAACAAAUAUAUUUUACGUUCUUAUACUUUCGAUUAAUAGUUCCUAAUCAAGGUUGAACAAUAGAGCAUAACUCAUGUUCGAUACGUCGUUGAAUAUCCGAUAUCGCGUAUUCACAGAUUUUAUGUAAAAUAAAGACGUACACUACCACUGUAAAAUUAAGUAAAUUUAUUUUAUUUUCACUCUUCCCUUUAUUAUCAGGGGUCGAAUCACAACAAAAAAGAAAAAAAAUAUCCAAACGCUAAAGAGAACAUGUGCCAAAGAAAGACAUUGUCCUAUUGUUACUGUUCUCACAAUGUUUUGGGAAACCGUAAUGACUUUUUAGAUGAUCUGGACUAUAUGUAUGAUCGAGGAAUCGAAGAUGAACUGGAGGAUGAUUUUGUAGUUGGUCAGCGACGUUACAAGGAACGAGCUGCCGCUGCGUUUGCCGAAGAUUUGGCUGACUUGAGGCGCAAACGAAGGGACAUGCAGGAUCGUAUAUUUGACGUGAUUAAUUUGAAUGCUGAGAUCGAAAAAGCUAAAAAUACCCUGGAACAAGCGGAUAUGGCUUUUCAACGACAUGCAACGAAAUUUGACAAUUCUGACGUAAAUGAGGAGAUGAUAAUAAAGAAAUUCCCGAAUAUAGAAAUUUUGUCAGAAAAGACACCACCGAAAAGCGUCAAAUUUAUAAAGCUCCCUAAUGUAGAUAUAGAGUCUUAUAUGCCACAGCCUAUAAAGUCAAGACAAGACAAAAUUAACUCCUAUUUAGAAUCGAAUGAUAUUGCAGAUCCAUUAAAUACUAUUGCGUUGCUACCAUUAAAGAGGAAAUUUUCGAAUAAAAAGAAAAGUGUUUCGUUUUAA